This is a messenger RNA of Leptopilina boulardi, 4088 nucleotides long. Its product is annotated as NCK-interacting protein with SH3 domain. Gene Ontology annotation, molecular function: Arp2/3 complex binding; protein binding. The record is from RefSeq and is a predicted model, not a curated record. The coding region runs from base 228 to 2201 and encodes 657 amino acids. Lineage: Eukaryota; Metazoa; Arthropoda; Insecta; Hymenoptera; Figitidae. The transcript has 9 exons. Gene Ontology annotation, biological process: endocytosis.
CCAUUUGUGUACAAGUGUGUGUGACUUUCUUGUCUGCUUGCAUGUGUAAACCCGCAUAAUCCGCAUAAUAAACCGAAAGUGAAAAAGACAAAUAAAAAUUAUGUUAUGGAGUUCAAAUGAAAGUGAAACUAAUGUCGGAUUGUAAAUACAGGUUCAAUAAUCUACUUUUCACCUGGGCGUUGCCCGUUAGUGAAUAUUACGAUUAACUUAAUCAUUCACUUUCAACCAUGGGUGACAAUAAUCAGGCUAGGUUAGGAAAUUAUGAAAUGCUUAGAGCUUUAUACGACUUUAAUGCAACUUUUCAUAAAGCUCUCAGUUUUCGAGAGAAUGAUCUUUUUGUUCUCUUACAAUCAAAUACAAAACAGAGGAAUUGGUGGCAAGUUAUAAAUAAAGAGGGUCAAGUUGGUUUUAUUCCUUCUAAUUACGCGACAACAGAAAAGGUUCAACCACAAUUCUUUAUAGACUUUUUAGACGAAUGUAUUAAAUUAUUUUCGGUUAACAAUGAUAAACAAGAAAGUUCAAUUGUCACUGAUAGACAGGCUAUUUUAUCAAAAUUAGAAGAUAAGAAACGUUAUGCAGAACAGGGUAAAAAAACUAAAAAACAAGCGCCAAUGCCACCUGAUUUUGGCAAUACAACACCCGAUAAGGAUAAUAAUGAAUUAAUUCCAAUAGUCAGUAAUAAUUCAACUGAAGAUAAUAAAUCAACAUCAAGUAAUGCAACUUAUGCCUCAAUAAAAAGUAACAAUGCAUCAAAUGAAAAUGAUCAAAAUGAAAAAUCAAAUAAAAUAGAAACAGCAUUAUCAGCUCGACGGGAUUCAGCUACCGAGAAACGAAGACAAUCUUUAACUCGUCAAUCGGCAUCUGAAGCAAUUUUACCACCAGAUGAUGUUGUGCAAAAAAAUAUUUGUGAAAAUAUUAAAGUUAAAUCUCCAAAUCAUUCGCCGGUAAAAAAUAAAACAUCAAGUACAGCUGAUAUUAAUCCAAGAACCGCCUAUCAUUUAUUGGAUCAAGUGAGAAGAAAUACUCAACUUAGUUAUGAAAUGUCAAAAGUUGCCGUUUCUGUUGUUGUCGUUGGUUUAUAUGAAAUUCUUCCACAUUCGGUGAGUCACUAUUUGGAGGAAAUUUUAAAUCAACUUCAAGUUCCACUUACUGUUUCAAAAAUGACAAUUGAAGAAACAUAUGAUGCUAAUAGGUUAAAAGUAAUAUUUAAGGAGCUCACUUCUUGUAAGGAAGAUUCUCAGCAGAGAAGUUGGAUGCUGUAUGAAGAUGAGUCCAUAAUUUUAGAAUAUAUCAAAGAGCUUACAUCUAUUCUUACAAACGCUGAUGCCAAUGUCUCAAGGUAUGUUUUAAGACAAGAUCAAUAUAACGGAGUGACAACGUUAAUUCAAUAUUAUCAAAUGGAACCUAGAUGGACCAUUAGGCAAUUACUUUUACAAUCUUUUGGUGUAAUGUGCAGUCUUGAUCCAAUAGCUUUGACAAUUAUGUUAAAUAGCAUUCUACCAAUGGAAAUGGCCAGAGACAUGCGAGCAAAUCCAAGAAAUGUGUCAAAAUUGAAUUAUUCGUCUCUUUUGCUCACCAUGAUAUUUUCAAUGGGUGAACCAAUGCCAAUUACACAUUUAGAGCAACUCGGCAUGGACUUUAUAGAAUUUUUAUUUGAAUUGAUUGAAAAUCCUCCGGAUAAUGAUUUGGAUGAUCAAAUUCCUGAUUUAUUUGUGAAUCUCAUUCUAUCAUACAAUUUGCAGUUUAUGGCAUCGGAGAAUAUUGUUUUGAAUGCCCUUAAAGGGAGAACAAUUGCCAAAAUUUUUACCGAAAAGAUUUUAUUUCUUCUAAACCGAGAAGAGGAUCCUGUUCGCAUUUUCGAUCAUCAACCGGCGCCGCCAGAUUCUGUUUUAAAAAUGUUUGUCGAUUUAUUCAGUAAAGAAGUUACGGCAAAUCUUUUUUAUACAAAUGACGUAAAAGUUCUGAUUGAUAUUAUUUUGAGGCAAUUAUUUGAUAUUUCUCCCGGUGACAGGCGAAGGCAAUAUUUGGAAUUGUGUCGUCGUGUAUUACGAACGUCGAAUUAUAAUGAUCAUCGACAUCGUUCUGAGGACGUUUUAAAAAGUUUUACAAGAAUAUUUUGCGAGGAAACUGCUGAAAGUCAAGAAGAUCAACAGUUGGUGCGAGACAUUAGCAAUGAAUUUCCACAUUUAUUUCAAAUGUGACAUUUACUUCCAUCACCUUCAUCUCCCAAGGUGGAAGACGAAGACGAUUUACAAACCCUCGUUUAAGAAGCCUUUCCACAAUAUUUACAUCUGGAACGAUUUCUUCGAAGCAAAAAAAAGAUAUACUAUUUUUCUCUUACAUAUUAUAUAUUUCCAUAAAAAAAAUAUUAUAUUGAAAAAGUAGAAUAGACAUUAAUUGUAAUAUUUAUUUUGCAAUAGCGAUUUUCCAAAAUUGGGGAAAAAAAUUCUAUGAAAAUAAUUAUUUUACAGAUAAUACAAAUAAUAAUUAUACACGCCUGUACUACUUUUUCUAGAUAAUAUUUUUUUCGUUAUCUUAUUUUAUUAGUAAUAAAUAGAAAAUCAAAAUGCCAAAAUCCAAAGAAUCUCAUACGAGAUUUAAAUAUUUAUUAAUUAAUUUUAGCUCUUAGUUAAUUAGCAAAUUUUUAUUUAUAUAUAUAAAGAAAAAUCGAAAAGAUUUAAAUUAUCGAAUUUAUUGUACAUAGAGAAAAGUCAAAUUCAUUCCAAUUUUUCUUUGGCCAAUUCUUUUUAGACAAUUGGUCCAAAUAAAAAGUAGCUUUAUGAAUAUUUCAAAAAGUGAUUUUUAGAUAUUUAAAAUAUACAAAAAAAAAUGAAUUUAGAUAAUUAAAUAUACAAAAAGUGAUUUUAGAUAAUUUAAAGUAUACAGAAAGUGAUUUUAGAAUAUAUUUAAAAUAUGCAAAAGUUGAUUUUUAACAUUUAAAAUCGCCACUAAAAGGUGAUAUUAAAUAUUUGAAAUUCAUGAAAAGUGAUUUUAAAUAUAUUUCUAUCUUGCUGUGUAAUAAAUGAUCGUAAAUAUCAAGAUACUAUAUGUAUAUAUAUAUAAAUUUAUAUAAGUAUAUAUAUAUAAAUAAUAAGAAUGUAGUGAAGAGUAAAGAAUUGCCAACUCUACGAUAAAAUAUCGUGGAUCAUAGUCUAGUCUUUAAUUUAUGUAAACAUCUAAAUAGAAAUCUAAAUCAUAAGAUUAGAGAGUUAGAUUUUCAUUUUCUGAAAGAAAGAUCUAUUGUACUUUCAGUUUUAAGUGAAUCCUUUGAUCUAUGCCAAGUUUAUGAUGAUACUUAUUAUAAACACUCUGAUCGAGUGUGCCCAUGACCAAGUCAAACGCUUCUUCGUACGAAAAGAAUUGCCAGAGCACAAAAAUUGAUUUCGCUCGAGAUUUUUGAUCGAAUAAUAAUAACAACCUAGUCUAUAAUAUGCUAGCGGCUCUAUUUUUUUAUCGAAAUCUCUAUUGAAAUACCAACUACUCUGUUAUGUUUGUGACUAUUGUCAAUUACACGGAGGACUCUCAAAUUAUUGUGAUUGUAAUUAUUAAAUGUUAAAAUAAAUCAAGAUUUAGAAGAGUAGAUGUCUCAUUCCACUGAAUUUUAAAAACCUUAUUAAUUUAUUUUUAGCUUUUUAAAAUUUUUUAUUUAAUUAAAUUAAAUUUUAAUUCAUUUAACUUUACUAUUAAGAUAAUUACACUGUGGAAAUAAUUUGUUUUUAAUUAUAAUUAAAUUUCAUUGAUCAAGGGAUAUGCUAUUUAAUUAAUUUUUAAAACGCAAAAGAUGGUUAGAAAUUAAAUUAAAAAAUUUCCAUUACUUUGUUUGGUAUUGAAAGAUAACAACACUAUCAUUUUUUCUAGCGAAUUUUAUUAACAACAAUAAAUACUGACCAUGGAAAAUUAAGUAGGCUCUUGUAAGAACGGAGUGUAGUGUAACUUAUGUAUAGUAAAAAUUGUAUUUAUUAUAUAUAGAAAAUCGAGCCAAAGUGAUUGUCGAAUUAACGUCCAAAGAGAGUCGCUUUAUCCAAUCUCUGGACAAUAUUUAGAUGUUAUUCCUUUUCUCUGACUUACGAUAUUUUUUUUUUUUUUUU